Rosa rugosa (rugosa rose) is the source of this 474-nucleotide messenger RNA. RefSeq lists its product as uncharacterized. The coding region runs from base 1 to 474 and encodes 157 amino acids. The transcript has 2 exons. The record is from RefSeq and is a predicted model, not a curated record. Lineage: Eukaryota; Viridiplantae; Streptophyta; Magnoliopsida; Rosales; Rosaceae.
AUGAGCAUCAAUAACAUUGAACUGCUCAAUGGAUCAAACUACAAGAAAUGGAAGGGAGACAUUGAAUUGAACCUGGGAAUUCUGGACUUUGAUCAUGUGCUAAGGGAGGAUCCACCACAGGAGCCAGCUGCUAAUGCAAGCAAGGAGACUAAGGACAAGUACCUGCAGUGGCAUAGGCAUAAUAGAAUGGCCUUGAUCUGCAUGAAGAAAAGCAUGACAGAUGCAGUGAAGGGAGGAAUUGCAGAUUCUGAAAAUGCAAGGGUGUUUUUCAACUCCAUUGCAGAUAAGUACAAGGUGUCUGACAAAGCUGAGACUGGAAAUUUGAUGAAUAAACUUAUCAAGAUGAGGUUCAAUGGACAAGGAAGCAUCAGGGAGUACAUUAUGCAAGGGAUAGACACUGCUGGAAAGUUGAAAGGCCUAAAUGUGACAGUUGAAGAUACUUUCUUGGUGAGGAGACUGAAGUACUCAAGAUGA